AUGAAUUCGGAUUUUUCAUCACCAAGUCAAUCAACUGUUUAUAUAUCAAAUAUUUCUUUUAAUUUAACAAAUAAUGAUCUACAUAAAUUAUUUGAUAAAUAUGGAAAAAUUGUUAAAAUAACAAUUGUUAAAAAUCAUCAAACACGUCAAAGUAAAGGUAUAGCUUUUAUACAAUUUCUUUUAAAAGAUAAUGCUUUACAAGCAAUAGAAGCAUUUAAUAAUAAAGAAUUAAAUGGACGAAUUAUUAAAUGUAGUUUAGCAAUUGAUAAUGGUCGUACAAAAGAAUUUAUUCGAAAACGUCAAUAUUUAGAUAAAACAAAAUGUUUUGAAUGUGGUGAAAUAGGUCAUUUAAGUUAUAUAUGUCCAAAAAAUACAUUAGGUAAUCGAAUAAUACCUAUUAAAAAACGAAAAAAAAUUAAACAUAAAAUUUAUAUUAAUUCAUCAUCAAAUAAUUUAGAUUUAAAUGAAAAUAAUGAUACACUUGCUUCAAUAAUUAUUUCUCAGGAAAAUCAAUCUGAAAUGAUCAAUGAUACUUCACAAACUAAACGUAAACGUUAUUGUCAAUCUUCAUAUUUUAGUGAUGAAGAAGAAAUUAUUGAAUGA
Molecule: messenger RNA, 603 nt
Organism: Rotaria sp. Silwood1
Lineage: Eukaryota; Metazoa; Rotifera; Eurotatoria; Philodinida; Philodinidae
Source: the annotation of a GenBank genome assembly